AUGCAUGUUGACCGCAAAACCCUCAAAUUAGAAAAAAAUGACCUAGAACACCAACGCAAACAUUUAAUAAGCGAGGCAAGAAUUAAAGAGUUGGAAAGUGAUUUAUCACUUGUUAAGGCUUUUAAUAAAGACUUACAGAAAAAAAAUGGAAGUGAACAAAAACAGAUUGACCAAUUGAAAGAGCAAUUAGAAAAACAAGCUGAAAAAUUAGAAA
Messenger RNA from Racocetra fulgida, 214 nucleotides. The record is from the annotation of a GenBank genome assembly. Lineage: Eukaryota; Fungi; Glomeromycota; Glomeromycetes; Diversisporales; Gigasporaceae.